Menidia menidia (Atlantic silverside) is the source of this 3814-nucleotide messenger RNA. Lineage: Eukaryota; Metazoa; Chordata; Actinopteri; Atheriniformes; Atherinopsidae. The record is from the annotation of a GenBank genome assembly.
AUGGAAGGGCGACGGGAGGGAAAGACAGACCACCACCGUAAGGCCUCGUCUCUGAGCCUAUUUUGUCUUGACUACUCUGGCCUGGUUGUAGAUGACGUGUCAGCAGACGGCAGUGCUGAUUACCCAGACCGGGCCUCCAUGAUGGAAGUGCGUCUGCAGGCGCAGGAGGAUGAGAUCACGCUGCUGAAGUCUUCUCUGGCGGAUGCCCUGCGGCGGAUUCGCAUCCACGACCAGCUCCUGCCGCUACUGAAGCAGCAGCUGAUAGCAGUGAACCCAUGUGCUGCUCGCGUGCUGAACCAGGUGUGUUGCUCGGAUGGUUUCACCAGCAGCGGGAAACUAUCCGCCAACUCGGCCGUUGAUGGGAGUCGCCAGCCUGCAACUCCUACCAGUCAACUGUCAGACAGCGUUGUGAACAGUACUAACGGCCACAUAGGAGGCCUAAUGUCCAGUCAAACAAGACCAACACAAGACAAGUCGACACAGACUGAGACGCACGAUGCUGGGCAGACUAAGGUCCCUUUCUCAAGACGAGCCCAGAGCCUGCAGCUUGAGGAUGCCCUCCCCCCAGGGGAGCCUGUACUUGACGGGACCAGAGUCAAACUCCAACGCAUCCCUGGCAUGGAGGAGGAGGAGGAGGAGGAGGAGGACCAGGACGAUGAUGAAGGAGUUGGGGAACAUGAAAUGGAACUAACUUGGACAUCUUCAGUCGAGGAGCCUAUUCAGCCAACCACCAUCAGAUCGCUUCAGAGAGAGGACUUCCAGGAUGGGGGCUGCUCUUCAGAUGAGCAAAGCACUGCGUCCGUGUUGGUCAAAAGCUCAGAGCAAAAUGCUAGCUCCCGUUCUGGGCCUCUGUCUCCCAUCCAGGAAGGAGAGAAGACACUGGUUCGUAGAAACAGUGAAAAACUGUGUAACCCGGAUAGGCAGAGGAAACGACUGGACAAGAAAGCAGCAUCUUCCGCCAACCUCCUCAACCGCUCCCCAAGCCUGGAGAACAGGGCUAAGGAGCUGAUUGCCAGUGCCGGAUCUCCUGGCUCGAGAAGAGGAACUUAUAGCCAAGGGCAGUCGAUCAAAAUGUUCAUCCGUGGGCGACCCAUAACCAUGUACAUACCCUCUAACAUCCAGAACUAUGAAGAUCUGAAAAUGGAGCCUCCUUCUGAGAGACUAGAGCUUGACUGGGUCUAUGGCUACCGGGGACGGGACUGCCGUGCAAAUUUGUACUUCCUUCCCACUGGCGAGGCGGUGUACUUCAUCGCCUGUGUUAUCGUGCUCUAUCAUAUCAACAAUCGCACACAGCGUCACUAUACCAAGCACACAGACUGUGUCCGCUGUCUCACACUUCAUCCUGAUAAAGUUCGGGUGGCAUCUGGUCAGACAGCAGGCGUUGAUAAGGAUGGCAAGUCUCUGCAACCAUGUGUUCACAUCUGGGACUCCAACACCUUGGUCACGUUACAGCAGAUUGGCCUUGGAACCUUCCAGAGGGGAGUGGGAUCAGUGGCAUUUUCCGUUGCUGACUCUGGACUGUUUCUGUGUGUUAUUGAUGACUCCAAUGAGCACAUGUUGUCAGUAUGGGACUGCACAAAGGAAACAAAGUAUGCAGAGGUUAAGAGUACCAAUGAGGCUGUGCUUGCUGUGGAAUUUAACCCUAAAGAUAGCAACAGCAUCAUUACCUGUGGGAAAUCCCAUGUCUACUUCUGGACACUCACUGCAGGACAGUUUACCAAGAAACAAGGAAUCUUUGGGAAAUACAAGAAGCCAAAGUUCAUCCAGUGCUUUGUGUUCAGCCUGACUGGAGAUGUUCUAACAGGAGACUCAGAGGGGAACAUUCUCACAUGGGGAAAGUCAGCUGCAGAUGUCAAAACUCUCGGUAAAGGAGCCAAAGAAACCUACCAGAUCAUGCAAGUCACCAAAGCACAUGAAGGUAGCGUCUUCACACUGUGCACCUUGCCUGGUGGCGCUCUGCUGAGCGGAGGAGGAAAGGAUCGCAAGAUCAUCCGCUGGAGCGCGGACCUGGCUCCUGAGAAAGAGUGUGAGAUUCCAGAGAAGUUUGGGGCUGUCCGCACCAUUGCAAAUUUGGAUGACGAAGAGCUUUUGGUUGGCACAACCCGAAAUGCUAUUCUCAGGGGAACCUUCUCAGAUGGGUUUGUGCCCAUCGUGCAGGGGCAUGUUGAUGAGAUGUGGGGCCUAGCAACUCACCCCUCGAAAAAUAUUUUCCUCAGCUGUGGUCAUGACAGGCAGGUGUGUUUGUGGAACACGGAGGAACACAAGCUGGGCUGGUGUAUCAUCUUGGAGGAGUAUGGGUUGUGCGCUGACUUCUGCCCGAACGGAUCGGUCAUCUCAAUCGGUCUCAACACAGGAAGGUGGGUGGUUCUUGACUUGGUGACCACCGAGAUGAUUUCUGAAUCCACUGAUGGGAAUGAGCAGCUGUCUGUCAUGAGAUAUUCACCAGAUGGAAGUUUCCUGGCUGUUGGAUCUCACGACAACUUUAUCUACAUCUACAAUGUGACAGAGAAUGGCCGUCGCUACACCCGCUUCGGGAAGUGUAAUGGACACUCCAGUUUCAUAACUCACCUUGACUGGUCCAAGGAUGGAAAGUACAUCAUGUCUAAUUCAGGCGACUAUGAGAUCCUUUACUGGGACAUUGCAGCAGGAUGUAAGCUACUGAGGAACCGCUUUGAGAGCAGAGACAGAGAAUGGGCCUCUUAUACUUGCGUGCUGGGUUUCCAUGUCAUGGGCGUGUGGUUGGAGGGCUCUGACGGCACAGACAUUAACGCGCUGUGUCGCUCUCAUAGUGAGAGGGUUGUGGCUGUGGCUGAUGACUUCUGCAAGGUCCACCUCUUCCAGUACCCCUGUCCAAAGCUCAAGGCACCAAGCCACAAAUACGAGGGCCAUGGCAGCCACGUCACCAACGUCUGCUUCACCCACAGUGACUCUCACCUACUCUCAAUGGGCGGUAAGGACACCUGCAUCCUUCAGUGGAGGGUGAUCGGAAGCGGAGACAACGUCGAGAGACUGACCUCAGCUUCGUCCACUACUGCCAGCUCUCCAGAACCUACUUCAAGCUAGUCGGGGCUGGUAUCGGUGAUUUAAAAAAAAAAGAUGGAGGUGUAUUCCCUCUGGGCCACGAAGGAGCAUGUCAAUCAUCGGCUUUGCUUGGCCUCUACUGUGCCACAGCUGUCCGUUUUAUUUAGACCAUAAAGGAAUCCGCUGUAGGGGGAAAUAUUCGUAUUAAUGCUACACUUACAUCAUGUUAAUCUCUGUGAAGCGGAACGGUGUGAAAUUUCGAUAUAACACAGAAUUCUCCGGCAUAUAUGGUUAGGACCACUGGAAGCAGACCAUUGGUGGUACAGAUCCCAACUGUUGUCGGAACUUUGGUUUUCUGUGAACAUGGCUUCAUUUUUAGUCUACCUUGUUUACCAAUUUCCCCCAUGUUUUUCCAUUGUGGCUUUAACCACAGUGCCUAUAGAGAUAUUCUUACAUAUUAUUUUACAUCUUAAACAGUGUUUAGUUGAAAUCUAAGUUGGAUUGAGGGUGCUUUUAUCCUGAUUAUGUAAAACUGUGACAAGCCUGUUGGAUUUAAAUCAACUCUUCAUCUUACUAAUUCAGUUUUCUGAAAAUACUCAUGUACACUUUGAAAUAUCAAUUUGGUACAGUUUUGUAUAUAUUUAAUGGACUGUUGGCAAUGUAUUGAUUUUGCAUUGAUCAAGAUCUUAAUAAAUGAGGACUUGAAGGUGUGUUGUGUUUGCAGUGUCUCUAGGGGACAGUGCUGCCUCAUUCAAGAGAUGCCACAACUAAAUUCUAAUAUCUGGACAAACAG